Molecule: messenger RNA, 957 nt
Organism: Phodopus roborovskii (desert hamster)
Lineage: Eukaryota; Metazoa; Chordata; Mammalia; Rodentia; Cricetidae
Product: all-trans-retinol dehydrogenase [NAD(+)] ADH7-like
Biological process (GO): retinoic acid metabolic process; retinol metabolic process
Cellular component (GO): cytosol
Molecular function (GO): all-trans-retinol dehydrogenase (NAD+) activity; zinc ion binding
Source: RefSeq, a predicted model, not a curated record
ACGUUUGCAGACCACAAACCCAAGGGAGCCAGGAUGGGCACUGCUGGAAAAGUUAUUAAGUGCAAAGCAGCUGUACUAUGGGGAAUGAACCAGCCCUUCUCUAUUGAGGAAAUAGAAGUGGCCCCACCAAAGGCUAAGGAAGUUCGUGUUAAGAUUUUGGCCACAGGAAUCUGUCGCACGGAUGACCAUGUGAUAAAAGGAGCAAUGGUGUCUAAGUUUCCAGUGAUUGUGGGACAUGAAGCAGUUGGGGUCGUAGAGAGUGUUGGAGACGGGGUCACUACAGUGAGACCAGGUGACAAGGUCAUCCCCCUCUUUCUACCACAGUGCAGAGAAUGCAAUGCCUGCAUUAACCCAGAAGGCAAUCUCUGCAUUAGGAGCGAUCUGACGGGCCGUGGAGUACUGGCCGAUGGCUCUACCAGAUUCACGUGCAAGGGCAAACCAGUCCAGCAUUUCAUGAACACUAGCACCUUCACCGAGUACACAGUGCUAGACGAGUCGUCUGUAGCUAAGAUUGACCGUGCGGCUGCUCCUGAGAAAGCCUGCCUUAUUGGCUGUGGGUUUUCCACAGGCUAUGGGGCUGCUGUUAAAACGGCCAAGGUUGCCCCUGGCUCCACUUGUGUGGUGUUUGGCCUGGGAGGAGUUGGCCUGUCAGUCAUCAUGGGCUGUAAGGCAGCUGGAGCCUCCAGGAUCAUUGGAAUUGACAUCAACAAGGACAAAUUCCAGAAGGCCCUGGCUGUAGGUGCCACGGAGUGUAUCAGUCCCAAGGACUUCACCAAGCCCAUCAGUGAGGUUGAUGCCCUCUCAUCUUGCCAUAUGAACUACGGGACCAGUGUGGUGGUUGGUGCUCCUCCAUCAGCCAAGAUGCUCACUUAUGACCCAAUGCUGCUUUUCACUGGCCGGACAUGGAAGGGCUGCAUCUUUGGAGGUGAGGUAGCUGGGCCUCCUGACAGCAGCUAG